Meriones unguiculatus (Mongolian gerbil) is the source of this 3919-nucleotide messenger RNA. It is a transcript of the gene Gpd1l, whose product is annotated as glycerol-3-phosphate dehydrogenase 1 like. The record is from RefSeq and is a predicted model, not a curated record. Bases 234 to 1289 code for a protein of 351 amino acids. Gene Ontology annotation, biological process: glycerol-3-phosphate catabolic process; carbohydrate metabolic process. Gene Ontology annotation, molecular function: glycerol-3-phosphate dehydrogenase [NAD(P)+] activity; NAD binding; protein homodimerization activity. Gene Ontology annotation, cellular component: cytosol; glycerol-3-phosphate dehydrogenase (FAD) complex. The transcript is spliced from 8 exons. NCBI's taxonomy places the organism in Eukaryota, Metazoa, Chordata, Mammalia, Rodentia, Muridae.
GCGGGUCCUCCGGGCUGUCAGCCGUGGCCCUAGGCGCCUAGGCGGGGUGGCGGUGGCCAUUGGCGGAGAGGAGGGCGGGGCGGGGUCGCCCGGAGCAGCUACACUAGGCGGUUCCUGCGGCGCUGAGCAGCCGGCCUGGGAGGCGCGGUGCGUGCAGCGGCGACCCGGCUCGCGGCAGCGAUCCGGCUGGGCCCUGGGAGGAAGGCUGUGUGCAGCAGCGACCCGGCUUGGCCAUGGCAGCGGCGCCUCUGAAAGUGUGCAUCGUGGGCUCGGGGAACUGGGGAUCAGCUGUUGCCAAAAUCAUUGGAAAUAAUGUGAAGAACCUGCAGAAGUUCGCCUCCACGGUCAAGAUGUGGGUCUUCGAAGAGACGGUGAAUGGGAGGAAGCUGACAGACAUCAUCAACAACGACCACGAGAACGUAAAAUAUCUCCCAGGACACAAGCUGCCAGAGAAUGUGGUCGCGGUCCCGAACCUCAGCGAGGCUGUGCAGGACGCGGACCUGCUGGUGUUCGUCAUUCCCCACCAGUUCAUUCACAAGAUCUGCGACGAGAUCACAGGCAGGGUGCCCAAGAAGGCCCUGGGCAUCACGCUCAUCAAGGGCAUAGACGAGGGCCCGGAAGGGCUGAAGCUCAUCUCCGACAUCAUCAGAGAGAAGAUGGGGAUUGACAUCAGUGUGCUGAUGGGGGCCAACAUCGCCAGCGAGGUGGCUGCGGAGAAGUUCUGUGAGACCACAAUCGGCAGCAAAGUGAUGCAGAACGGCCUUCUCUUCAAAGAGCUGCUGCAGACGCCCAACUUCCGCAUCACCGUGGUAGACGACGCAGACACUGUGGAGCUCUGUGGUGCCCUUAAGAACAUCGUUGCUGUGGGAGCCGGCUUCUGCGACGGCCUCCGCUGCGGGGACAACACCAAGGCGGCUGUCAUCCGCCUCGGCCUCAUGGAGAUGAUCGCUUUCGCCAAGAUUUUCUGUAAGGGCCAGGUGUCCACGGCCACCUUCCUGGAGAGCUGUGGGGUAGCGGACCUCAUCACCACCUGCUACGGAGGGCGGAACCGCAAGGUGGCGGAGGCCUUCGCCAGGACGGGGAAGACCAUUGAAGAGCUGGAGAAGGAGCUGCUGAACGGGCAGAAGCUCCAGGGCCCGCAGACCUCUGCCGAGGUGUACCGCAUCCUCCAUCAGAAGGGGCUGCUUGACAAGUUUCCUCUCUUCACAGCCGUGUAUCAGAUCUGCUAUGAGGGCAAGCCUGUCACACAGAUGCUGUCCUGCCUGCAGAGCCACCCGGAGCACCUCUGAAGGCAGUCGCGCAGCCACCAGGGGCAGCUCCGCCUUGCCCGUUGCCGGACUAGCCAGAAAACCAGGGCAUGGCAGCGAGACCCCUGCUGGGCUGCGCUCCAAUCCUGAACACAGAUCGUUGCAGCUUGACUUCUGUGCCGGGAGAACCGCAGCAGAUCACUGGCUAAGACGUGCUGAGUAACAGCUAACCACGCACAUGUGAGCGUGUGUGUGUGUGUGUGUGUGUAUGUGUGUGUGUGUGUGUGUGUGUACCUUUCUCAUUCUGUGGGUGUUUCUCUGAACCCCAAUCAGGUGUCUAUUUUAAUGAUCACAUUUUAAAUUUCCCUUCCAGAGCAGCCUUCGAGAUAAGAACCCACUCAGCUAAAUGUUAUGGGUGUGACUUGUUUAUAUGCGAGGAAAGGGAAAAAUUAAUUUUUCCUUCCGAAAUAGUUAUCCAACAUUAAGAAGGUAUGUGAAAGGUGUGUGUCUGAAGACCACCACAGUUCACUUUUAAACCGCAUCUCAGAGCCAGCAGGACGAGCUCUGUGGAAUGUGGGCGAAUCACUAAAUAAUCAGGUGUUUUAAUUAGAUAAUUCACUUACACAUUUCUUCUUGUUAAAGAUACACGUUUCUGGCCUCUGGCCUCUUAUUGGCUGCUGGAAUGGGCUUUUCCACAGACCCAGCGAUGGCAGAGGAAGGGGACAUCCCUGCAGUGGCUGGCAUUUCCUUCUGGGGACACAUUGUCUUGCCCUUUGCUGGGACUUUUUUUGCAGCUGUGUCUCUUCAAGCUCAUGCAACCUUGAACGGGGCCACGUCACUCAUGUCAGAAGCCACAACUAUACCUGGUCACCCAGGGACAUGGAUGGGACCUGCUAGGAUGUCCCAUCCUAGCAGCUAGCUAACUGUUUGUAGGAAUGGUAUGUGCGGCUUUUCCUGAGGCCACAUGAGGGCUUCCUGCCUUGGAGAUGUGUGUGGCAGAGUCUCCAGUCUAAGUAGUGUCCCCAGUCCAGCAGGGUCAUUGAACUCUUAAGAAAGCCAUUCCUAAGCCUCAAGAAAGGCCCCUGUGUUUCAAUAUGCCUUCCAUCCAUUUCUGAUGCUCACUACAACCUGAGAGGCACUGCAUUAGCAAAGCCUUCAUUGAACAAUGUUUAUAGGAGGAGAUAAGUGUCCUGUGGCCUUCUGGCUAUGCCAGGUGAACCCCGGCAUGGCCAGGUGAGUUUGGGAAAGGUUGCCUCUUCAGAUUUUCCUAGAAGGGGUAACCUGUAUGCUUGGAACCUCACUAGAACCUGUUAACAAGUCCCAAAUACAUUAGACUAUGAGAGAUUUUUUUUUUACUAGAAUAUUAGCCAAAAUUUCUAAAGAACCCUGCUUUAGAGUAAGGAGGUGACCCUCACUCUCAGUAGGCAAUCAGGAUGCCUAACUACCUGGGAGAGUCUGUCUAUGUAGCCUGGGCUGGCCUUGAACUUGUCACCUUCUUGCCUCUUGUCUCCUGAGUAGCUAGGACUGCCACACCCAACUGGUAUUUUGCAGUUUCUGAACUUUCUGAAUCCUUGAAGCUCUCAGGUGACAGGGUUAAGAACAGACAAGUAGAUGCCAACGUCACUGAAACGCACACUAUAUGGAGUAAGUGCUUUGGAACCUAGAAUUAGAAUGGAAAUGGUGUCUUUAUUUAAAAAUUAGGCAUCCCGUGAGUGGGGAGAGAGCGUAUGAAUGUGAUGCAAUCAUUGCUUUUAGCUUGCGAGAUUUCCCACUUCUCCCUCAUCAUGGGUCCGCUAUACACCCCCCCCUCUACACCCCUAAUAUCAUUGAAAAUAAUUGUAAAAUAAAUUUUUAUGGGAAUUUUUUAAACUAUCUAAAAAGACUUUAGGACAUUGUAAAGUCUCACACCUAAAAGCCUACGGAAGGAAGCGCACAGCAGGAAAUUUCAGUUUUGUAAUGAUGUCUGUCAAUCGAUUUUUUUUCUUGUCUCCUGAUAAGUCUUUUGUAAAGCUUGUACAUAUGUAACAAAGAGUUACUUUUUAAGAUAUCCAAAGGGCUGUAAGCUACUGUGUGUCUACAAAGUAGGACAAUGAGGAACUGUUGACAUCUUGUGUUCUGCAUCCUCAUUUAUGUUCACCCUCUCUCGGGACUUGUUCCGGGUCCCUUGUUCCAUCCCCCAUGAAUGCCCCUACUGGCUGAUGUCCCCGGAGUCAGCCGAUGUGCUUAUCAUGCUCCACACUUGAUGGAGACCGGUAACUUCCCUAAGUUUGUGCUCUGACAGCCAGAGGCAUCACUCUGUGAGUUAUCCGUUGUUGUGACCACCUGCUGAUUGAGGUUUCUUCUGAGCUGUGGCAGCAGAACCAGAGGCACCUAGCCUAGAAACUCCAUCUGUGAAUGUAAAACUAGACUCUUGCCUUGCUCCUCUCUUCCCCACCACAGUUUGGGACAAACUCUCUGGAAUCCACCCCUGAGGCUGAGCUGAGUCUGCCUUCUGGUGUCUUAACCACUGGCCUAGGAGGCUGCUGUGGUAAGACAGCAGCGUCCAAACAAUUGUUUCUCUGCCACUUCUGGUUGGCUGGCCUCUUACUUCCAUAUGUACUGUAUCUGUUUACGGACUGUAGGUGGAUGUGUAAUUUACAGCUUGAUUUAAUAAACACAACCUCUCAAACCUG